GCGGAGAUAAAGUUUUUCGUCUACAAUUAUAUACACAAGGCGUAUUAUUACUACCAAGGUAGGUAUGAAAUCUUAGAUGAUCCAUUAUACAUAUAACCUAGUUAUUUGUAGUGUUACUAGAGUUUAAAAUUUUAUGGUGAAUGUUGUUGAAAAAACAAAUAAAAAUAGAAAUCUACUAAAAACAUUUGUAUUUCUUUAUAAUACUUACUACUUCUCUAAUGAUGUGAUAUUUAUUGAGAGACUAUCAAUAUAUAGAGAUAGUCUUAGUCUAGUGUUAUAGUUACUACCUUUGUGCAAAAUAUAAUGGUUUAGAGUAGAGAAGAUACACAUGAAACACAAUUAACUUUGAUUAUUACGAAAUUUACAUAGCUCCCUAGAGAAUAAAUCUAAACAUAGUGUUUGUCUUUUUGUAGACCUUGAACCGAUCAUGUUUCAUUCGUUCGAGACGAAACGGGGAGUGAAACAGUUUCUACCAACAGCGUGGUUCACGGCACAAUGGGCAUCAUAUGGAUACAUUUCGGAGGGCGGUGAAUGUGUGUUUAGAAUAGACGUCUUCGUUGCUCCACCUUUUAACAAAUGGGAAAACUUCUCCUAUGAUGAAAAUAUCAGCAAUCCCAUUUUUAAUUGGAACAUCACAUAUGUCUCUACCAUUCAUAUCGACCCUUACACAUCCGAACCAUUCUCUUCCGGAGGCAGAAACUGGGUGUCGAAGGUGUAUCCAAAUGGAUAUGGUAUUGGAACGGGUAAUUCUUUGUCACCUUACUUGUUGAGUGAGUCUAAUGGAAAUGAUUAUGUUCGAGCUAAGCUACAAGUUUUGAAUCAGUAUUCAUCCAAUCAUGUGGAGAAACAAGUUGAGGGAUGGUCUAAUGUAGCAGAAAAUGGAUGGGGUUUCGAUAAGUUUAUAUCUCUUUCCGAUCUUGAAGAUAGAACCAAAAUUUUCGUUGUGAAUGAUUUGCUCAAAGUUGAAGUCACGAUCAUGGCCUUCUCUAAAACAAACUCCAUCUAAUUUGGGUUUAUGAUGAGACCGCCCAAACAAGCUACAUCAAAUUUCAAAAUAAUGUCACUCGUGAGAGAGAUAUAGUGACAAAUUUGAGACAUU
This is a messenger RNA of Brassica napus (rape), 1099 nucleotides long. Its product is annotated as probable inactive serine/threonine-protein kinase fnkC. Lineage: Eukaryota; Viridiplantae; Streptophyta; Magnoliopsida; Brassicales; Brassicaceae. Bases 428 to 1006 code for a protein of 192 amino acids. The transcript is spliced from 3 exons. The record is from RefSeq and is a predicted model, not a curated record. Gene Ontology annotation, molecular function: protein binding.